GGGUGAAGUCGGCACCACCUCGCUCUCAGCACGGCUAACACCACCACGACCCCCAGCCAACAACAACCUCCUCCGAUGUCUAUGGAUAGUGGUGGUGGUGGUGGGGGUUCGAUAGGAACCGGUUACGGGGGCGGAGGGGAGGUGUUGACCGUUCGCCGGUGGGAACCGAUGCCUCCGCCCCCAACUGGUGAUCAAUCCAUGGCAAUGGAUAAUAAAGAACAGUUGCGGUACUCUUCCAUUCCGCAGAUCUCGAUGACGUCGGGUCUUUUACAAUCCGCCUCGCAAGUGCCGCCGAUGAAUCAACCGCCCCCGCCUCCCCCACCGCCGCCGCCUUUGCCAUUGCAGUUACAACGGCCUUAUUCAAGGUCUAUGUCUUCACUGCCGCCUGAACCUUUUAUGAUAAUGAGAUCGAAAGCACUGAAUAAGAGGGUUGUGAUCAAUGUCGGUGGAGUCAAACACGAAGUUCUUUGGAGGACCUUGGAUCGCUUACCGCACACCAGGUUAGGCCGCCUUCGUGACUGCAACACCCACGAAUCUCUCAGCGAACUCUGCGACGACUAUUCCCUCAUAGACAACGAAUAUUUCUUCGAUCGCCACCCUAAAUCCUUUAGCUCUAUCCUCAACUUCUACCGCACCGGAAAGCUACAUCUCGUCGACGAAAUGUGCGUUUUAGCUUUCAGCGAUGAUCUCGAGUAUUGGGGAGUGGACGAACUCUAUUUAGAGUCGUGUUGUCAACACAAAUAUCAUCAACGAAAAGAGCACGUCCACGAGGAAAUGAGAAAGGAAGCGGAAUCCUUGAGGCAACGGGACGAGGAGGAAUUCGGCGAGGAUAAAUGUUCGCAAUAUCAGAAGUGGUUGUGGGAUAUGUUGGAAAAACCUACUACGUCCAUUGCAGCAAGGGUUAUAGCCAUCGUUUCCAUCCUAUUCAUAGUACUAUCAACAAUAGCUCUCACCCUCAACACAAUACCUAGUAUGCAAGUAAACGAUGAGAAGGGUAACUUCCAAGACAACCCUCAGCUAGCAAUGGUAGAAGCCGUGUGCAUAACCUGGUUUUCACUAGAAUACAUCUUAAGAUUUAGUGCUUCGCCUAAUAAAUGGAAGUUUUUUAAAGGCGGACUUAACAUAAUCGAUUUACUAGCCAUCCUUCCUUAUUUUGUAUCCCUUUUCCUACUAGAAACUAAUAAAAACGCCACGGAUCAAUUCCAAGAUGUGCGGCGAGUAGUACAAGUCUUUAGAAUUAUGCGUAUCUUGCGUAUCUUAAAGUUAGCUAGACAUUCCACUGGGCUCCAGUCCUUGGGCUUUACCCUGAGGAACUCCUACAAGGAGCUCGGCUUGCUCAUGCUGUUUUUGGCUAUGGGGGUGCUCAUAUUUUCUAGCCUUUGCUACUUCGCUGAGAAAGAAGAGCCUGGUACUAAGUUCAUAAGCAUUCCAGAGACGUUCUGGUGGGCAGGGAUUACCAUGACAACGGUUGGUUACGGUGACAUUUACCCAACGACACCCCUUGGGAAAGUUAUAGGAAGCGUAUGUUGUAUUUGCGGGGUAUUGGUGAUUGCGUUGCCCAUUCCUAUCAUUGUUAAUAAUUUUGCCGAGUUCUAUAAGAAUCAAAUGAGAAGAGAGAAGGCCCUUAAGAGGAGAGAAGCCUUGGAACGAGCCAAGAGAGAGGGAAGCAUAGUGUCCUUUCAUCAUAUCAAUCUUAGAGACGCUUUCGCUAAAAGUAUGGAUCUCAUAGACGUAAUUGUAGAUACAGGCCACAAUAUGUCUCACGCUGACGGCAACAGCACGGAAGGCGAAUCGUUGGCAGGAAGUCGCAACCAGGGCCAGACCGGUACUGGAUGCUACAGAAAUUUCGAGCACUUUCCAAAUCGACAUCGGCGCAGCAAUUCUUCCACUCUGCCUUGUCUUCCAAGCAACGAAGGGCCGCCUAUGCCAGGGUCCCCUUCUUCCCAGAGGAGGAUCGGGAUGAUGAUGGAUGAUCCCUACCAACAUACUGGUCCAAGUGUCGCACCGCUAGCCCAAGACGAAACGCAGCUGAUCCCUAGUACUCCCAAGGAGUGUAUAUCGCCGUCGGCCGAGAGUAAAAAAUCUGAUACGCUGAAGAAGACUGAAAAAAUCGCUGACAAAAUAGAAGAAAUUCCUAGCGAAUUCGAGUGUUGUUUCUGUACGUCAAAGGAUUUUAAGGAAUUUGUCGACGCCGAAAACUUAAUGCCAUUAACCACAAGCGACUUCCGAAAUCCAGUCUGCCUCGAAAUGAGACUUAUCAGAGAAUCCGAACAACAUAUGAACCUUUUCGGCUUUCCCGAAUUAGAUGUCGAGAAGAAGAACAAUGUAAAUAGCGUCGACCUCAACAGUAUGGACAGUUCCGACACGUUCGCCAGCUGUACUACGCACCCGUUCAAUUCGCAAGGGGAUCUAACGUCCGAUAUAGUAGAUUCCAAUAUUAUCGACAGCAACCUAUACGUCAAUCCACUCGACAAGAGCGGAGACAACAGUCCAGUGAUAUCGACUGGGAUUAUUCGGGGUGGUGGGGUCAAGAAAUCUGCUUCGGGAGAUACGGCGUUGAGGAGUUUGGGAACGUCGCCAAUGGAUGAGGGCUUCAAGGGAUUUGGGCUGUUGGAGAGAGGAAGCAGGGUUAGUCUGAACGAUUCGCCGCAUACGAAAAAUAGAAAAACAAGGUUUCAGGGUCGUCCGCGCACACGAUUUGGAGAGCGAGGAGACUAUUUGGAUAAUGAAUCUCAAGAAAGUUUAGAAAAGAAGAAGAGGCCGUCUUUCAUGUCUUCUAGAGGUUUAGCUUCAGCGACUCGCAUUAUUAAUCAACAUUUAUUUGGCCUUCAAAAUUUAACUAAAUCAGGAAAGAAUAGCGGAAGCAAAUCGUCGCUCUCGGUAGAUUCCAUUGACAGCCGAACGAGCCCGCAACUAGAGCUACACCGUCGUUCAAAAUCGAUUUUGAAGAAAUCAGACAGUAGCAGUAACAGAAAUGCCGAUCCAGAAAGCGAACGACUCAUUUCUGAUAACAUGUCAGGAUCAGACGUGGGUUUUGGCAGCGACUACAGUCCGAACAAAAGACUAUCAUCACCUCCCGCAUCCCGAAGAACAUCCAGUCAAAAGUCGACGUCGAAAAACCUGUCAACGUAUCAGCAAGAACUGGAAAGGACGCGGUUACUCAAAUCGCAACUAUUUCUACUAGACGAUAUUUUAAAAGAAAAACAGUCGUGUAACGAUAUGCCGAUGAUGGAUUCAAAUAAAUUAAAAGUUUGUGGUGAUAAUGUCAGUGAAGUGCCCCUGUAUAUCUGUCCGCCACCUCCUCCCCUGGAUAAUUCGCCGACCGAAGAGACCAGGUUACUUUUCUGUACUACGAUGACACCUUCCUCGCCGAGACAAACAAACAAUUCCAUAUCUAAGGGACAUAAUCCGUCCUCGUAGCAGUUAGAGAAACUUGGAUCAUCUUUCAACAGUCACGUAGAAUAUCACGCAUUCAGUCAACUACACAUUUUACCUAUAUAAAAAGAUACUGCAACAAAGUGUAAAAUUUUUCGAAAUUUAAGACAAUUGGUGCAUUUAAGUGCUUUGUUAUUUUUUAAAAAUGUUUUUGAGCGUUCGUUAAAAAUAUUGUCAUUAGUUAGUUUUUGCAACAAUGUUAUAUUCUAAAGCUACCUACACACAUUAUGAACGAAUUUUUAAAUACAAAAUAUAAAAAAAUGGGCUUGCACAAGAUAUUUACUAGAGUGGUUUUUUCAUUCUAUCUAUUCUAAAUUACAAAUACUAUUAAGUAUGUAAUUAUGAAAGAAAAAAAAAACAUCUGUGAUCGAUCUUAUAUCAAAAUCGUAUCAAAAAGCGUAAUAAAGUUAUUUAAAAGUGUAAGUACUAUCUAGUAAGACGGAAAUAGAACACAACAAAUCUUCUAUGGUAUUAUUUUGAAAGUUUUAUAAGGCUUUCUUCAGCAAGCAAGCGCAGAUUAGAAAUUUGUAGAAAAAAUUGGAAGUUCCAGACUCAAAACGCAGCGUCAAGCUAAUAUGAUGGUGAAAAUAAUAUGACGCAAUUCAUUUACCAUAUAUUAAUUAGCAUUACAUUUAAAACCAUUCCAAAAAAUCAUUCUUCUUCUUUAUGUGCCUUAUCCGUUCCGCUGACGUUGGCAAUCAUUAUUGGCGAUAUUGACAAUGCUCUAUUACUGAACAGAAUUAAUCUUUGUUCUUUUGUAUUUUUUAGUCGCCUUUUCAGAGAAAGUCUUUUCGUCUUUUUCAUGAUCACAGAAUACUGCACAAACAGGCAAAAAAUUACAGUAAAUCUUUAAUAAUGUAGCCUUUAAACACCUCGUGUAUUACUUCACUGAAAUUCCAAAGUUUGACGUUGAUGAGCAGAUCCAAGCAUGAAAUUACAUUAAGGCUUCUGUCCCUGUGGCGGAGUAAUAAGAGCAUUUACCUACUGAGUGUUAACACCUGGAGGUGCAGUUUCAACUUCUGCCAGGGGUGGAACUUUUUAUAAAACAAUGAAGACUCGUCUUUAUUGGAUCGAUAAUCGCCCGGGGUACCACAGUUGUUUAAAUAUAAUAAAGGGUUUUUUGUAAAGACAUUGAAGCCGACUUUACUUAGUAACAAUAUAUUUACUCAGCAUGUCUAGUGCGCACUACAAAUUAACCUUAUAUAUCGUAUGUGGCUGGCUAUAUGAACGAUGGUACAGACCUGUAUUAUUUUGUACGGCUGUUAAACAUCGAUUAUAAUCAGACAAGAUGAAAUUACCUUUAAAGCAUAAAUAAGUAAGAUCCUAAAAAGAAUUUAAGGAGCAAUCAGAGAGAAGGUAUAGUGGAGUAUAAGCACAAUGUGCUGUGUAAUGUGAAAGUCCAAUGUUAUGGCUGAAUCUUGAACAAAAUUACCAAUGACCUGGUAGGCUCAAAGAAAGGCCACUAAAUGCAUGGAUAGAUGAUGCAGAAAAUGACCUAUAGUUGCAAAAACCUAUGUACAAACGACCUAUAGUUGGUUUCAGGUGGUGGUAGUAUUAGGAUUGGAAGAGGAUAGCAUAGGAUGACUGAGCUGUAUAACUCAAAGAACGGGGCCAUAGCUCUUUAGGUUAUGGUUAAAUCAUCGUUUUAGUUUCUGAAGUAAAACUUCGUAACACUUUUUCACUAUCAUCAUUAUCAUCAUCAUUUAUGACCACUGACAGCCCAUGGAGAGCCAUGGUCGCUCGUUGGGGUUUUUAGGCUCUAAAGUUUUACAUGGUGUGGAAGCCAGUCUCCACAUAUCUCCUCAAAAAGACUAGCAUGUUAUAUCUAAAAUUGUUACUUUCUAGUUUGUCUUCUUUGCGGAUGUCAUUUCAGUGUCAUAUAUACUUUGUUUCCUUGACUACAGUUGACCAUGUUUUUUUCUUUGCUUGUUUUUCCUAUUUUCGUAUUCCUAGUUCUUUUAAAUCCUGGUUAAAACCAUCAAUCCAUUUCUUUCUAGGCCCAUCCCUCGGUCCCUUCUCGUUUUCCCGUUUAAUUUUUUUCUAGGUACUCUUUUUGUAUUUUUCUUAUCAUCCAUCCAUCAUCCGUUUUACGUGUCCGAACCAACUCAGUCGUUUGCAUUGUACUUCUUUUAUGAUAGGCGAUCUAUUAAAUAUUCUAGUUAUUUCAUGGUUUAUUCUUAUACGCCUUUCCCCAUUCUCCUUUAUAGCUCCUCUCUCUAUAUAUUUUCCUUAAAAUUUUGCUUUCCCCUCUAAGAAGUUGUUCCUCUUGUUCACUAGUCAAAGUCCAUGUUUUUGAUGCAUACGUUACUACGGGUCUCUGUUGUAUAUAUUUGUUUUGUUUAAUUAGUAUAUAAUAGAUAUUAAAUUUGACUUUAUAAUAUUCUGUAGACUGUAGAAACAUUUGUUUCCAAGUGAAAUUGUCGCUGUUCCCUCAUCACUGUUUUUAUCUCAUUGUGUGAAAAGUUAUGUGAGUGCUUUUCAUUUAUACUUAUUCCCGAGUUGUUCUGAUGUACUUUGUCUUUGAAACAUUAUCUUCUAGACCCAUAGUAUGUAUCGCUUUUUUAAAAUAUGCAUAAACCUUUUGUAAGUAUUUUAAUGUCCAGCUAAUUAUAUUUUUAUCAUCUUCUUAAGCUAUGAGUUGGUUCAUCUUUGUUAAUAUUAUACCGUUUCUAUCUGCAGGGGUUUUCCUGAUAGCUUGUUCCAACGCAAGGUUAAAAAGUAUUGUAGAUAACGCAUCUCCUUGUGUUAGACAUUCGUUGAUAUUAAAUUUAUCGUACAGUUGAAUUUGGAUUCUUACUUUUGCUUUGGUGUUGGUUACUUUUGACUAAUAGUCAUGCGCUUGUUUGAAAUCUACAAAAAGAUGUUGUAGUUCGGUAAUCCGUUCUUAGAAUUUUUCCUGCGUUUGCCUUAUUGUAAAUGUAUAGUCUAUUAUUGUAAAUAUGUGGUUAAUUUUUAAUUCGUUACAAAAUUUAAAAAUUGGUUUUUAAAGUUAUCAAUAGAAUUUUUUCGCCCGUAUGCAGUAGACUUUAUGGCACAUCUUUUCUCCAACACAGUCAGUCGACAAACACCGUGAAACUCUUCCGGUAACCUUUAGAUAUAAUUUGGUUUCCAUCAGGUAGCUCUUUGAGUGGAGGUCUUUUUAGAAUAAUUAUGGUUGGCAUGGACAAACCUUAUUCAUUUUCGGUUUUAAAGGCUCGUGGUGAACUUUAACAGUAAAAUUCCAGUUUAAAGUUUUCGUGAGAAUGACUUACGCUCUAUUGUGCCGAAUAUCAUUAUGAAGAUCAAGACC
This is a messenger RNA of Diabrotica balteata, 6724 nucleotides long. Lineage: Eukaryota; Metazoa; Arthropoda; Insecta; Coleoptera; Chrysomelidae. The record is from the annotation of a GenBank genome assembly.